GGGAGGAAGCCAAUCUAAGAGAUGUUGACCAGGAUUGAGUGAGGGUAGGAAGAAUCGGCUUAUUAUGUUGUAACUGGUCAAGCUCAUGAAGGACUGGCCAGAUGUUACAGUGUUUUCACACAAAAUAUAACAGUCCAGCCAUAUACAAUUUACACACUUGUAAAUAGCACAUCAAAAAAUGAUACUUGCUGUAUUAUGGGCUCUGAAGUAAUGGAGAUUAUUGGAAAUUCAAUUUUUGAAGUUGAUGGUAUGCUGAAAAAAGAGGAAAUUAGACAGCUAUUGUCUAAGGACAAUGCAAAGAAAACUCAAGUUGUUUUAGAUAUUCUCGACUUAACAGAGUUAUUUAAAGACAAUAACGAACUUAAAAUCAUUGGGAAUACUUCCAUAUCCCCUCAUCUUCGUUCCAUUGUCAAUUCUACAGCGAGCGGCUUGAAGCAUGCUAAUGAAGAUAUUAUAAAAAAAAAUAUCUAGAAUAUGUUUCUCCG
Cokeromyces recurvatus is the source of this 485-nucleotide messenger RNA. RefSeq lists its product as uncharacterized. Bases 196 to 471 code for a protein of 91 amino acids. NCBI's taxonomy places the organism in Eukaryota, Fungi, Mucoromycota, Mucoromycetes, Mucorales, Mucoraceae. The transcript has a single exon. The record is from RefSeq and is a predicted model, not a curated record.